This is a messenger RNA of Thlaspi arvense, 1170 nucleotides long. The record is from the annotation of a GenBank genome assembly. NCBI's taxonomy places the organism in Eukaryota, Viridiplantae, Streptophyta, Magnoliopsida, Brassicales, Brassicaceae.
AUGAGUUGGUGGUGGGCUGGCGCCAUCGGAGCUGCCAAGAAGAAAUUCGACGAAGAUGAGCCGACGCAAAGCUACGAGAGCGUCGCCCUCAUCAUCGGCGUUACCGGAAUCGUCGGAAACAGCCUCGCGGAGAUUCUCCCUCUCUCCGAUACACCCGGCGGCCCAUGGAAAGUCUACGGCGUCGCUCGCCGUCCUCGCCCAAGCUGGAACGCCGAUCAUCCCAUCGAUUACAUCCAGUGCGACGUCUCCGACGCCGAAGACUCCCGAUCCAAGCUUUCCCCUCUAACCGACGUCACCCACGUCUUCUACGUCACCUGGACCAACGGCUCCUCCGAGCGAGACAUCUGCGAGGCCAACGGCUCCAUGCUCCGCAACGUCCUCCGCGCGAUUGUCCCAAACGCGCCGAAUCUCCGUCACGUUUGCCUCCAGACGGGGACGAAACACUACAUCGGCCCUUUCGACAGCCUCGAGAAAACCGAUCGUCCCGAUCCGCCGUUCACGGAGGACAUGCCGAGGCUGAAGAUCCAGAAUUUCUACUAUACUCUUGAGGAUAUUCUGUUUGAAGAGAUCAAGAAGGUAGAGAAUGUGACUUGGUCCGUGCAUAGGCCAAACACGAUCUUCGGAUUCUCUCCUUAUAGCUUGAUGAACAUCGUGGGGACUCUCUGCGUCUACGCGGCGAUCUGUAAGCACGAAGGGUCUCCGUUGGUUUUCCCGGGGAGCAAGAAGGCCUGGGAAGGUUUCACGGCAGCCUCUGACGCGGACUUGGUCGCUGAGCAGCAGAUUUGGGCCGCGGUUGAUCCGUACGCCAAGAACGAGGCGUUUAACUGCAACAACGCCGAUAUCUUCAAGUGGAAACAUCUGUGGAGGAUUCUCGCUGAGCAGUUUGGGAUCGAGGAGUACGGGUUCGUGGAAGGGAAGAACCUGGGGCUUGUGGAGAUGAUGAAAGGGAAAGAGAGAGUGUGGGAGGAGAUGGUGAAGGAGAAUCAGCUGCAGGAGAAGAAGCUUGAGGAAGUUGGUGUGUGGUGGUUCGCUGAUGUUGUGCUUGGUGUUGAAGGAAUGAUUGACAGUAUGAACAAGAGCAAAGAGCAUGGCUUCCUUGGCUUCAGGAACUCGAACAACUCUUUUAUCUCUUGGAUUGACAAGUACAAGGCGUUCAAGAUCGUGCCUUGA